Molecule: messenger RNA, 5004 nt
Organism: Oreochromis niloticus (Nile tilapia)
Lineage: Eukaryota; Metazoa; Chordata; Actinopteri; Cichliformes; Cichlidae
Gene: flvcr2a
Product: FLVCR choline and putative heme transporter 2a
Exons: 10
Coding region: 461-1948 (495 amino acids)
Biological process (GO): heme export; transmembrane transport
Cellular component (GO): membrane
Molecular function (GO): heme binding; heme transmembrane transporter activity
Source: RefSeq, a predicted model, not a curated record
GUUGCAACAGGGGAUGAAGUCGAAACAUGCAACAGUGCUGACAUGAGCAGCUCAGACAGACUGCUCUGUGUCGUCUUCAGAGGUUAUCUCUGCUCUGUUAUGUUGAGGGUUUCCCUCCCGAGCAGCCACUGUCAUUUCUUAUCUCAACAGCUGGGUGGAGUAAAAGCCGGUGUCAACACAUUCUUCAAAGGGAAUUUCUCAGAAAGCUGAAGUGUAUAUACUCAGGAGCCGGUUAGACAUCUCAAUUAAAGGCUGAUCAGUCUAAAGUGGUUCGAGGCAAAGAGGAAGUCAGACAGCUGAAUAGUUUUUGGCAGCGUCACGUGGAACGAAAGUGAUACUUUUUUUCCCUCCUAUUUUCGUUUUUUUUCUUUUUUUGUUUCUUUUUUAAAGGAAAUCUUAAGUAGGUUAGUGUAGUGGUGACUGUGCUUCACUUCAGUUCAGUUCAUUUCUGGAGCAGAUAAUGGGGGACAGGUGCGCUCCGGAUACGAUGGAGAAUGGUCCACACAUGGGAGUAAUAGGUCCAGCUGCCGCGGACCCCAUUGAACACAGCGGGAUCAUAAACAGGGAGAACGGCUCGGGGGUCACUACGCGUCUAUACAUGAGGCGAUGGGUGAUAGUGUUCCUGUUCAGCUCUUACUCUCUGGUCAACGCUUACCAAUGGAUCCAAUACGCGAUCAUCAGCAACAUAAUCAUGAAGUUCUACAACGUGGAAGCCUUCGCCGUGGACUGGCUGUCUAUGGUCUACAUGCUCACCUACAUCCCCUUCAUCUUCCCAGUCACCUGGCUCCUGGAUAUUAAGGGACUGCGGGUCACAGCGCUGAUUGCGAAUGCGCUCAACUGCGCCGGGACGUGGAUAAAGGUGGCCAGUGCCAAACCCAGCCUAUUCUGGGUGACCAUGCUCGGACAGUUUAUGAGUUCCUUUGCCCAGGUUUUCAUCCUCGGGAUGCCCUCCCGCCUGGCGUCGGUGUGGUUCGGAGCGAAUGAGGUUUCCACCGCCUGCUCCAUUGGAGUUUUUGGCAACCAGUUGGGUAUUGCCAUUGGGUUCCUGGUUCCACCCAUCCUCGUGCCUAACGUGGAUGACAUGGACGAGCUGGCACAUCAUAUCAGUAUCAUGUUCUACAUUAGCGCAGGCGUGGCCACCGCCAUCUUUGUCCUUGUGGUCAUCGUGUUUCAGGAGAAACCUGAGCUCCCACCCAGCCAGGCCCAGGCACAGGCCAGGAACAUGCAGCCUGACGAGUACUCCUACACAGCCUCCAUCUUUAGUCUGCUGCGCAACAAGCCCUUCAUGCUCCUGGUGAUCAGCUAUGGCUUGAACGUUGGCUGCUUCUAUGCUAUUUCCACACUGUUGAACCGGAUGAUCAUUGAACACUAUCCUGGUGAAGAGGUGAAUGCUGGGAGAAUUGGUCUGACCAUUGUCAUUGCUGGCAUGGCGGGCUCCCUCAUAUGUGGCGUAUGGCUGGACAAGACCAAAACCUACAAACAGACCACCUUGGCUGUGUAUAUCCUUUCUCUAAUCGGGAUGCUGGUCUACGCCUUCACCCUCAACUUGGGUCACCUGUGGGUGGUGUUCGUUACAGCUGGAGUUUUAGGUUUCUUUAUGACAGGAUACCUGCCUCUGGGUUUCGAGUAUGCAGUAGAGCUCACCUACCCAGAAUCGGAGGGGACCUCGUCUGGACUGCUUAACUGUUCAGCUCAGAUCUUUGGAAUCAUUUUCACCAUAGCUCAGGGAAAGAUCAUGGAUAAAUGGGGAACUUUAGCCGGAAACAUAUUCUUGUGCAUCUUUCUGCUAAUAGGAACAGUGCUGACAGGAUUUAUCAAAUCCGACCUCCGACGGCAGAAGGCCAACCAACAGGUUGAGGUGCAGACAGUGAGUCCUGCAGGCUCCCUGUCAUCGGUGCAGGACUACGGGGCCACGUCGUGCGGCAGCCCCUGGCAACGGCAGUCUUGACAUAAACCCACAAGCUCACAAACACCAAAACACACACCUGCCAAGGUAGGGCACACUACAGUGAAACAAAGUGAUACAAACCACUGUCUGUUUGAGUUUGCAAAAAUAGGGGUUUAAUGAUUAUGUACACGAUCAUGUUUGCAUUUACUUGAAGGUGUAACGGGUUGAACUGCAGCGUAUUGUACUCGACUGCACAAUCAGCCCUUUAAAUCGCACAAACAGAUUCUGUGUUAUUGUGGAGUUAAACGUUUAUCUGGUCAUUUCAACUCAUCUGAAGCUCAUUGUGAAAAGAAACAUGAUGAGGUGUACUGAAUGUGAAGAGAUGUUUGUUGCUGAUGUAAUAUUGAUGUGGAACUCUGCUUCCACUUGUCUUAUCACUCAUGUCUGUCCUUUGCAGACAAUUACUGCUGAUCUGGAAAGAGGAAUCUCUCCACCUGAAGUCUUGAAAGAGGGGAGGUUGUGAGGAAGACAGAUAUUUCUCUGUCCAAGAUAUCAGAAUAUCACCGUGUACAGAUUAAAAACAAAUAAGACACAUUAAAAAAAACAGCAAAAACUGACACAUCGACACGCACAAUCAUGCACAAACGACUGAGGAGCUGAAAACUGUGAACUGUAAGUACAUGAAGGCUGAAUCACAGAGAACAGUGUUGCUUUAUGGAGUUCUGUUUGGACUCUGUGAUGCAGAAAUCCACACUGGUAUUAGAUCCCAAACCACCAUGGGGGAAUGCACUUUCAAGGUUUUUACAUCAUGAAAUGAUGGCAUUUUACAUGUCUUGUUAAGUGCAAUGUAUCUGCCACUUUAGUGACUCCAACCUUCAAUCUAACUGAAUUCUUUUCCUAGUUUUUCUUCUGACCGGUGUUAAUGUAGUGUUUUAUGCGUUCGACUGGCAAUAUUGUGUGUAAUUUAAUUCCGUCUUUACAUUGAUGAAGGUGUCUCGUGUUAAUGUUCUGUGUUUAGAAUAUGUGUGUUCAAUGCAGAUUAAGGACUGCGACGUGUUUACCUGUCAGGCAGCCAAGUCACCUUUCGCCUAAUCGAGGCUUUCGUAUCUGUCGCCUGCCGUUCAGGACGACAGUAUUACUUGUGAAUACUUCUGAUUCUCAAUACAAUUGAUGCCAUGCAUCUGAGUUCGCUUUGAGGGGGGGGGGGGGGGGGGGGGCAAUAUUGGCCCCAGUUUACUGUGACUGACCUCUUCAACAAGACACAACAGGCGAGAACAUCUGGAACGUAAAGGAUGUCAGCACAGCGGAAAAUAAGAACAACACAAUGGGAGAUUGAGACUAAUCAGAUCUACUGCCCUUGUCACUUUGCACACUUUUUAUGUGUACUUUUUACUUUUGGUACUGUAGAAUUAUACAAACAGGCGACAAAUCGAAGGAAAAUCCAUCAGAAAUAUGUCUUAGGUGUUGGGCCAGCACAUGCCAGAGUCGGCGUAAUGCAGCAUAGUUCUUGUGGAAAAUAUUACCUAAUUUUGUGUGAGUAAUUGUAGUGGCAAGCAAACAUAACAUGGCCAAAAUCUCCUCUUUAUGUUCAAUGUGGUUAAAUUCUGGUGACUUUAAAGGCUUAACACAUCUUAUUUUCAUAGUCAUUGAGUUUCCCAAGUGUCCAACAGAUGUGGCCUUAUCUGAGGACCACUUUGCACAGUUGUGCACCAAUCCUGAGUGGACCUAAACAGUGCCAAUCAAAUGCCUUCCACAGUCUGUUAGAGCCCAGGGUCAAGGGCUCAGUGGUUUUAGUGUUUUCCUUCAUUUUGUUGCCUGUUUGUAUUUUAUGCUGUGUAACUAGUAUUUGUACAAAUUUUUACUUCAGGUAUUUUUGGGAAGUUGUCUCGAAAUGUUGGUAUUUCAUUAGGACUUUUAUGUGUCUGUGAGACGUUCUAGUUAUUCUUAGGCACUUUAAAGUGGAAAAAAUGAAACUGCAAUACACACUAUGGGAUUUUGAACACUGUACCAAAAACAGAAACUAAAUUAAGAACAAAUCUAUAUAUUUAUAGAUAAAUAAGCCCUAGCUAAAUGUGUCUAUGUAUUUUUGUAUUUCCCCACAAUGUAGCCAUGUUUAAAUCAGGAGAUUUAUGCUUUCUUUAACCCAAAUAUGAGAACAGAGCAAAACAGGGAUUUCAGUCUUUAGCACACAUCGUGCAAAAACACAAUUACACCUUGAAAGACACUUCAAACAAAGGAUUACAAGACUUCAAAAUACAAUUGCCACACUUUUUACAGAAAUAACAAACAUCAAAAAUCAAGAUAUUUUUUAAAAAUUAAGUUUUAUACAAAGUUAUUUGUGCAUUCCCGGGGUGUACAAAUCUUUCACAGCACACAACAAACAUCAAACCAACCUCUGCUGUAUGAUUUUUCUAAUGAGGUGCGUGGUUUUCUACUGCGUAGCCUUCCGAGAUCUUUGGUACAUCUGGGCUUUCUUUGAUUGAAAGACUAGAAAACUGUACUUUCUCUGCUCUGGUGCAAUAAAACAAUCGUGGUGAAGAGAAAAUGUGUAUAGUGGUCAUUCAGCAGCACCACACCGAGACCGAGAAAGAAUAAACUAUCUGUGCUGUUAAGACAACAGAAAACUCCAGAUAUUGCUCUUUUAAAUAUGAAAUCAUUACAAAUUAUAAAGCAGCACACAUUGACCACUGUAUUUUAAGAUAUACACCAAUCAGUCACAACAUUAAAACCACCUGCCUAAUCUGCUGUGUUCCUCUUGUGCCGCCAAAACAGCUCUGAUUCCUCGUGAAGGCAGGGUCUCUGAGGAUGUGCCGUUUGGGAGCACGACAGCAGUGGUUGUCCCCAAAGAUCAGCCUUGCUGGGGCACAUCCUACAAAGGCUCAUUUGGAUUAGGGACUACUAGCUUCUUCCUGUGUUUCAGCACAUCAUCAACUGCAGUCGUGGACCAGGAAUUCCAGGUCCCGGUGUUUCCCGGCAGAAUAUUGUAGUUUCACAAGAUAAUAGUAUUUAUUUGACCUGUGAGGGGUUUUAAUGUUAUGGCUGAUCUCUGUAAAUGUAAAUAGUGUCACAGUAGAAAGUGAAUUUACAUCAGCAUAUCCUGUUCUUCAAGGCAACAA